This is a messenger RNA of Drosophila miranda, 860 nucleotides long. RefSeq names its product acanthoscurrin-1. The record is from RefSeq and is a predicted model, not a curated record. The coding region runs from base 80 to 646 and encodes 188 amino acids. The transcript has 2 exons. Lineage: Eukaryota; Metazoa; Arthropoda; Insecta; Diptera; Drosophilidae.
GCGACUAUUAAACCGAAAAGCGUUUGGCAUUUGGCAUUAGUUCUACUUGCGCUUCGUUGGCAUUCGUUCGGGGUCUACAAUGAAAUUAUUUGUAUGUGUCUUGGCGAUGGCCGCCAUUCUGGCAACCACAAACGCAGGACUGCUGGGUCUGCUGAAGGGAGGAGGCGGCAGCGGCGGGGGCUACAGUGGGGGCUACGGCUAUGGUGGAGGCUCUGGCUAUGGCGGUGGAUACGGAGCAGGAUACGGCGGUGGCUACAACAGUGGCGGCGGCGGUGGUGUCCAAAUAGUCAAAGUGAUCAACACCUAUGAGGGUGGCCAUGGAGGCGGUGGGGGCUACAGCUCAGGCGGAUAUGGCAGCGGCUACAGCAAUGGCGGCGGCUACAGUCAUGGCGGCGGCUGGAACACCGGAGGAAGCUAUGGAGGCGGCUACGAAGGUAGCUACGGAGGCGGCCACGGAGGUGGCCAUUCUCAUGUGGAUGUCUACAAGGUCAUUACAACCACUCAUGGCGGUGGACACAGCGGAGGAUACGGCGGAGGAUACGGCGGAGGAUACAGCGGAGGAUACGGCGGAGGGUAUGCAGCAAAUUAUGGCAGUAGCUACGGCGGCGGGUACGGCAGUCAGUCCGGAUGGUGGAAAAAGAAGUGAACACCUUACCCACUGGUUCCCCAAUUAUCAGAGUUCCGUUCCAAUUAGCUGUAAUCCAGAUAAAACCCGUUUACCCGUACCUUUUAAAUCUCCCACAAAAAAGACCGACCAAAAUUCCAAAUUAGCGAAAACUAGUUUGAGAUUUUCUGUAGACUGCGCGACUUCUAUCCAAUAAAAGCAAAAGUCAAUAGAUACGACAAAUAAUUUAAACAAA